UCAGGAGAUGCUGGAGAUCAGAGAGAGGAGCUGGGCUCGCGCGCUCUGCUCUGUCCGCUGAGAGCGCGCGGUAGAGGCUCGUGCAGGAGGUCCCGGGCUCGGUUCUAACCCGCGCUCUCUGAUUGGCCCGGUUUUGGGUGGGGAUUAGCGCCGCGGGUUUGUAUGGAUGUGACGGAUGCUCGUGCGCGCAGAGCUCGCGGCUGAUGCGGAGCUCAUGCUGAAGUGGUGUCCGGGACUGGACCAUGCGGGAUGCGCGCGUGAACCCAGCCGGCUGUGGACGGAAGAAGCUCGAGGAGAACACGUGAAUCUAAGCUGGUGGUGUGUGUGAGAGCUGAAGGAGUCCAGAACCGACCCAUCUGUGGCAGUGUGACCAGAACAGAACCGCCCACAAGCAUGAGGAUUAAAUACACCAUCUGCUUCAUCUUCAUCGUGGCGCUCGUCAUCAUCGAAAAGGAGAGCAACAUCAUCUCAAAGGUCUCAGAUAAGCUCUCGCUGAAGCAGACGCCUCAGACUCCAGUGCAGGCUGGUGGUCUCUCCUGGACCGUCAUGCAGAAUGGCUCUGGCUCGCCUGUCCUGGACUACACAGACCCGCAGUCUUACCGAUACACCAAUCGGCGCCUGGAGAACUUCAGCGAAUCCGGCGAGGGCGGCCUGCUUCCUGCUUCCGCGUCUGAUGGGAGGAAACACAUCCUUCUGUUGGCGACCACCCGCACUGGCUCGUCCUUCGUGGGCGAGUUCUUCAACCAGCAGGGGGAGAACAUGUUCUACCUGUUUGAGCCGCUGUGGCACGUGGAACGCAUGCUGACUCUGGAAAGUGGCAGGACGAACGCCACGGCUUCGGCGGCGGCCUACAGGAAUGUCCUCCGGCAACUGUUUCUCUGUGACUUUUCUAUGUUGGAAAGCUUCAUCAAGCCAGAGCCGCAGGACCAUGUGACGCAUUCGCUUUUCCGCCGGGAAUCCAGUCAGUCGCUGUGCGAAGAUCCCGUCUGCACACCAUUCGUCAAGAAGGUCUUCGAGCGCUUCCGCUGCCGCACCCGCCGCUGCGGUCCUCUGAACCUGACCCUGGCCUCGCAGUCCUGCCUGCAGAAGCAGCACAGGGCCAUCAAGUCUGUACGUGUACGCCAGCUGGAGACUCUGCGUCCCCUAGCAGAGGACCCACGCCUCGACAUAAAGUUCAUCCAGCUGGUCCGGGACCCGCGAGCAGUGCUAGCAUCCCGAAUGGUGGCCUUCUCCACCAAAUACAAGAACUGGAAGAGGUGGGCUGAAGACGGCGAAGUUCCAGAGGACGAUGACGAGGUUAGGAAGCUGAAAGGGAAUUGCGACAAUAUCCGAAUGUCCGCAGAAACGGGUCUGAAAUGGCCCACCUGGCUGCGCGGACGCUACAUGCUAGUACGAUACGAGGACAUCGCCAGGUUUCCUAUGUCCAAAGCAGCGGAGAUGUACCAGUUUGCUGAAAUCCCCUUCACCCCCAAAGUAAAGGAAUGGAUCCUGAAGAACACUCACGCUUCCAGCGAGGUCAGCGGAGUCUAUUCCACCCAGAAGAACUCCUCCCAGCAGGUGGAGAAGUGGAGGGUCAGCAUGCCCUUCAAACUGGCACAGGUGGUGCAAAAGGUUUGCGGCCCCGCCAUGACUUUGUUCGGCUACACCUUUGCCCAGAGCGAGGAGAUGCUGAGGGACCUGUCCAUCAGUCUGAUCCAGGAAACGUCCUUAAGGACCAAUGAAAUCUCGUAAAUUGGCUCGGUCCUUUAAGCAGCGCUGAGUCUGGACUUUUAUAUUCAGAGCUUUAUAUUUAUUACAGACCAAAGCAGAACAGGACUUUUACUCUACUAUAUAUUUCAUAUUCACAAAAAAACAAACAUAAAAAUACUUUAUAAAAAUACAAACUACCUUCAGGAAUCAGAGGGAACUAUGCUAGAAAUCACAGAAGAGCUACAGAAGAACUACAGGGGUUGGACAUUGAAACUGAAACACCUGUCAUUUUAGUGUGGGAGGUUUCAUGGCUAAAUUGAAGCAGCCUGGUGGCCAAUCUUUAUUAAUUGCACAUUGCACCAGUAAGAGCAGAGUGUGAAGGUUCAAUUAGCAACGUAAGAGCACAGUUCUGCUCAAACUAUUGCAAUGCACACAACAUUAUGGGUGACAUACCAGAGUUCAAAAGAGGACAAAUUGUUGGUGCACGUCUUGUUGGUGCAUAUUUGACCAAGACAGCCAGUCUUUAUGAUGUAUCAAGAGCCACGGUAUCCAGGGUUAUGUCAGCAUACCACCAAGAAGGAUGAACCACAUCCAACAGGAUUAACUGUGGACAAAAGAGGAAGCUGUCUGAAAGGGAUGUUCAGGUGCUAACUCGGAUUGUAUCCAAAAAACAUAAAACCAAGGCUGCCCAAAUCAUGGCAGAAUUCAAUGUGCACCUCAAAUCUCCUGUUUCCACCAGAACUGUCCGUCGGGACAAUAAAUUACUGUGGGCUAAAACCAGGUGUUUCAGUUUCAUUGUCCAACCCCUGUAUUUCCAAAGCUUGAACUUUUAUUUUAUUUUAACAGAGACGUAAUUUACAUAUCAUAUCAGACGCUGGAACUCCUAUUUAUGUUUUCUGAUUUGCAGCUUUUUCAGGGUUAUAUGGAAGCUCGUUUAUAUCUUUUUGUGUUUUUCUCACUUAGUUUAUAAACAUUUUACAGACUUUUUAAAGUUAAAAACAGAUUUUUUGAGGUUAUAGAGGUUAUAGAGACAUUUUCAGAAAAUGAUGCAUGUUUAGAUAAUAACUGUCUGGGAAUGGGCUUCCAUAGUGUUUAUUCUCAGAUGCUGCUUUAGUCUCUGUCGAAGAAACUUGAAGUGGAACUCAAGUCGAUGGUAAUAGUUUAUUAUUAUGGUUUAUUAUGGUGUAUUUUGGGUAAAUUAUAGAAAGUCCAGCAGAAAUGCUAACUGGGUUAACUGGAGGCCAGUUCUCUGUCUGGAUUUAAUAACCAGGCUGUAAUUAAUGUAUUUGUUUAAUACGGGACAUCCUGUCUGUCCAGAUGUGUUUAUAAGGUACGGUUCUGUGUGGUUCUGCAGCUGGUUUGCAGAAGAGUGUCCACACCGGUCACUUCACUAAUGAAUAAUGGAGACGAAAGAUCUUUAACAUGUGAUAAUAUGCUUUACACCAUACGCAAUUCUUAUAUAUGGCUAUAUCAUAAAGGAUCGGACAUAUAUAAUAAAAAUAUAUACUUAUAUAAGAAGAGUUGGUUUGCAAAAACAGCUGUACCCUUUAAAUGUUUUGGGAACAUUUUCUCAGUAAACAAAUCUGAUGUGAUAAUAUACAACUAAGGAAAUUAAAUGAAACUAUAUAAAUACCAUAUUUACUAUUAUAUUGAUGAAUGCACCAAUGGAAAUGUAUAAUACAGUGCAUUACAUUUUGUCACAUUACAACUACAAACCAGCACAGAGUAGCACAAAGCAGCACAUAAUAUUAAAGUAGAACGAAAAUGAUACAUGGUUUUCAAAAUGUUAAUCAAAUAAAACUCUGAAAAGUGUGAUGUGCAAAAGUAUUCAGCCUUUCUAAGUAUAUCAAUACUCAGUAGAGACCCCUUUUGCUGCAGUUACAGCUGGGGUUUGUCUCUACUGGCUUUGAGCAUCUAGAGACUGAGUUUUUCUCUUUUUUUUUUUGCAAAAACAGCUCAAGCUCAGCCGGGUUGGAUGAAGAGUGACUGCAAACAGCUAUUUUCAUUUCUUGCCACAGAUGCUAAAUACGAUUUAGGUCAGAACUUUAGGUCAGGAUUGGGUUAUUCGAGCAUGAAUAUUCCUUAAUCUAAAAUGUUCCACUGUAGCUCUGACUGUAUGUUCAGGGUCAUUGUCUUGCUGGAAGGUAAAUCACCUUCCCAGGUUCAAAUCUUUUGCAGCCUCCUGUAUUUGCAUUUAGAACAAAAAGUUAAUCUUUGGUCUAAUCUGACCACAGCAAAUUGCACUUUUUUAUGUAUUUCUUUCAACAAUGGUUUUCGUCUUGCCACUCUUACAUAAAAGCCAUAUUUGUGGAGUGCACAACUAAUAAAUGUCCAGUGGACAGUAUCUCCUACUUGAGCUGUGAAUUUCUGCAGCUCCUCCAGAGUGACCAUGGGCCUCCUGGUCCUUGCUCGAUCUGUCGGUUUGGAGGUAUAGAAUACUUUUUCCAUGUUUGAACUAUGGAUUGAACAGUGCUCCUUGGGAUGCUCAAAGCUAGGGAUAUGUUUUAUAACCUAACCCUGCUUUAAACUUCUGCACAACUUUAUCUCUGACCUGUCUGGGUAGUUCUUCCUUGGUCUUCAUGGUGCUGUUUGUUCAUUAGUGUUCUUUAACAAUCCACUGAGGUCUUCAGAGAACAGCUGUAUUUAUACAGAGACUAAAUUACACACAGAUGGACUCUAUUAACUAAUUAAGUGAUUCUAAGGGCAAUUAGUUGCAGUGGAUUUUAUUUAGAGGGUUUAGAGUAAAGAAGGUUAAAUACUUUUGCACGUCACAUUUUUUUUAUUUUUCAGAUUUUGAAAAACAUGUUUUAUUUUUGUUCCGCUUCACAAUUAUGUGCUACUCCGUGUUGAUCUAUCAAUUAAAAACUCAAUAAAAUACAUUUAAUUUUGUGGUUGUAAGGUGACAAAAUGUAAAAAAGGGUUAUUUAUAUUUUUCAGCCAUUUUACAUCAUCAACAUAUAUAUACUAUAUAAUGCUGUAUAUCGGAUUUGCGUAUGGGAGAUAUUAAAGCUGACUGGAUGAUAAAUGUGCAAAUUGGGUUUAUAAUAAACACAGUGCCUUUCUGAU
Molecule: messenger RNA, 4755 nt
Organism: Astyanax mexicanus (Mexican tetra)
Lineage: Eukaryota; Metazoa; Chordata; Actinopteri; Characiformes; Acestrorhamphidae
Gene: chst3b
Product: carbohydrate (chondroitin 6) sulfotransferase 3b
Exons: 3
Coding region: 394-1731 (445 amino acids)
Biological process (GO): N-acetylglucosamine metabolic process; carbohydrate metabolic process
Cellular component (GO): Golgi membrane
Molecular function (GO): chondroitin 6-sulfotransferase activity; N-acetylglucosamine 6-O-sulfotransferase activity
Source: RefSeq, a predicted model, not a curated record